Molecule: messenger RNA, 1871 nt
Organism: Phragmites australis (common reed)
Lineage: Eukaryota; Viridiplantae; Streptophyta; Magnoliopsida; Poales; Poaceae
Product: probable xylan O-acetyltransferase 9
Exons: 3
Coding region: 321-1703 (460 amino acids)
Cellular component (GO): Golgi apparatus
Molecular function (GO): O-acetyltransferase activity
Source: RefSeq, a predicted model, not a curated record
CACGUGCGAUCAUGUCUAUAAAAAAUUCUAUUUUUCGGCAGAGCCAACUGAUUUUUCACUUUUGAGUUUCGAUAACAAUCCCUCUCCUAUGCUGCAAACAUCUUAUCAGAACAAAAAAUUGCAAAUCACACACCGUACCUGCAGGCAUUCCUGCACAAACAGUUUAUAAGAUUUCUUCAGAUAUAUAGUGACAACACAACCUUUAAGAACACCGUGUAGGCAACUAGUAAUCCAAUCCAAUCCAGCCUAUAUAAUCCCACUAUAAUCGUCGCCACCAACACCAUACUCACACUUGCAAGCGAAGUGACCAGUGAUCAGAAAUGAAGGCACCACUCCACUCCUCCCCUUCGUCAUCCUCCUCGCCGGCCGCCUUGUGCUCGUCUGUCGCAAAGAAGGCGCGCUUUUCGCCAUUGCUCCUGACGCUGGUGCUCUUCCUCCUCUUCUUCUCCUUCCUCUACGCCGAGGACCUCAAGGAGCUCCUCCGCCGGCAAGCCCAGGAAGCGUCACGCCUCAUCAUCAACAACAAUAACAUUGAGCAUGAGCAAUCGGUAGCACCACCACCAGAGGUGGCCCAGGAGAAGAAGAGGAACAAGUGGAAGGGGAGGCUGGCGUUCGCGCUGAAUGACGACGAGGAGGACGAGGAGUGCGACGUGUUCUCAGGGACCUGGGUGCGUGACGAGGCGGCGCACCCGCUGUACCGCGAGGCGGACUGCCCCUACAUCCCUCCGCAGCUCACCUGCCAGGCGCGGGGGCGGCCUGACACCGCGUACCAGCUCUGGCGCUGGCAGCCGCACGACUGUACCCUGCCGGCGUUCGACGCGAAUCGGAUGCUGGAGACGCUGCGCAACAAGCGGAUGCUGUUCGUGGGCGACUCCCUGAACCGCGGGCAGUUCACGUCCAUGGUGUGCCUGCUCCAGUCCGCCAUCCCCGACGCCGCCGCCAGGUCGUUCGACAUGUCGCCGGACCAGCAGCACACCGUGUUCACCGCCAGGGACUACAACGCGACGGUGGAGUUCUACUGGGCGCCGUUCCUGCUGCAGUCCAACUCGGACAACGCCGUCGUGCACAAGAUCUCCGACCGCAUGGUGCGGCGCGGCUCCAUCGACCACCACGGCCGGCACUGGAGGGGCGCCGACGUCAUCGUCUUCAACACUUACCUCUGGUGGUGCACUGGCCUGCGCUUCAGGGUCCUGCAGCGUGGCUCUCUCGACGACGUCGAGAAGGAGGAGACGGUGUGGGUGUCGACGGAGGAGGCGUACGGCAUGGCGUUCCGGGACAUGCUGCAGUGGGUCAGGGACAACAUGGACUUCAACACCACCAGGGUCUUCUUCACCAGCAUGUCGCCUACGCACGAGAAGAGCCAGGACUGGGGCGACGCGCCGGGCGGGAACUGCUACAACGAGACGGCGAUGAUCGAGGACGCCGGGUACUGGGGCUCGGACAGCCGGCGUAGCGUGAUGCGGGUGAUCCGGGAGAUCCUGGACGGCGACGGCGCCGACGUGCCGCUUACGUUCCUCAACAUAACGCAGCUGUCCAUGUACCGCAAGGACGCGCACACCUCCGUGUACAAGAAGCAGUGGAGCCCGCCGACGGCGGAGCAGUUGGCGAACCCCAAGACCUACGCCGACUGCGUCCACUGGUGCCUCCCGGGCCUCCAGGACACAUGGAACGAGUUCCUCUACGCCAAGCUCUUCUACCCUUAGCCGUCGAUAGGCUGCUGUAAGCAAGUGAAUGACCAUGAUUGAAGCUUGGCAUGGUAAGAUGCAUGCAAGCGAUCUGCAGCUAGAAGAGAUCGAGAGAAAGAAGAAGAGCACAAAUUUCUCGCUUGGUGGUAAACUCUGUUCUUGUUUAUUUACUGUUGUUUUCGUCCA